UUCGAUUCGCAAACAUCUUGGGAAAGAUUUUAAAAACAAAAUUAUAUUUUUUUGAAGGAUAGAAAAGAAAAGAAAAUUUAAAAAUAAAAAAAUUAUUUCAAGUGGAAGUAGGAAGAGCGAAAGUGAAGAAUAUAAAGACUUUUCACGAUGAAUUUAAUGUUUCGAAAAAACUUCCGUGAAGGCGGAACUAGUUCUGGAACGGUUAAAUCGUCAAAAAUGACUAAGAUUAAUCGGGGCGGUAAACGAUCAAGGGAUAUGAGUCUAAGUUGUUCGCAAACUGACGACUCAUUUAAUACUCAAUAUAGAACACACCUGUUCUUCAAUGCACGUGGUGGAGCCAAUGCACUAGAUGACUCAGAGCUUCGAUGUUCAGCCAUAUCAUCUCCAAUCAAUCCGAGUGUUGACACAAGUAUGAUUCCAAAUAACGAUUACACAGCGAACGAAUUUUUGGAUGCACACAGUACAUAUCAGCCCUUAAUUCAAAGAUUUUCCAUGGGUAAUAUUUAUCCUUCAAGUAAAAGCAGUGUGGAAAGUGGUAGAUGUAAUGUUGAGCAAGCACCUCAAGUAGUUCUUACUGGCACAAAAGUUAAUUUUAGUGGGCAAGCGAAUGGUGCAAUCACCGGAUUUGUGAGCUCAAGGAGUGAACCAAUAAGUUUAUCGACUUUAGAACAAGACUGUUUUAUAAUUCCUGUUCGAUCUUUAGAUAGAUUUCUGCCGGCUGGACUUCCACUUCCAGCUCAAUCACCUGAAUCUAAGGAUCCAACCUAUAAACCUAGUUCAUUAUCAGUUCUAGAAGUAUCUGAUCCAAAAAUAUGCAUUCUAGCUCAUCUGAUGAGUCCUCUUGAACCAAUAGAUCCAAUUUUAGAAUCACCACUGUCACAUCCACUGAUAAAACAACGUGCCGUGGCAUCAGAACUUCUUAACGAAAUUCAACAAGGAAACAAUGCAUCUGGUGGUAUGCUGCUCGCAAAUAUGGAGCGUCAUGCUGAAUUUCCAUUUAUCGCAUAUUAUACAAUAAACACUCAACAAACGGAUCCGCAAAAUUUCUUCUCGGGCGUUCGUGGUGCCUCAUUAUCGAAAUUUGAACCCAAAAACACUCGAUAUUCUGUGGCACAUACUUUAGAUCUUUAUAAGGAAGUUGCCGCAAUUUGUCGACCGCCUUUACAGCUAUUACCGUCUGAGCAAGCGAAUGUGAAAAAGGCCGCAACAACAGGCUAUAUAAUAUCGGUCUAUAAGGUUUUUGAGGGUGAUGAUGGAGAAAGAUUUGAAAGAAACUGGCUUUAUUGGACGGGUGCAAGGAUGCUGUACAGAUAUCUUCCUCGAAAUGCAGGCUUACGUCGCAUAACUUUACAUAAAUCUGUAGCAAAAUCAGGAGACAAGAUGUAUUUGCUGAUCUGUGAGUGUGCUGAUUUAUUGAAGGAUUUGUCGAGUGCUGCAUAUCUCAUACCAGCACUAAGAGCACGACUAUGUGGCUAUACGGGACUAUAUAAACCAAUUAAAAGCUUUUAAUAAUAAACAUUUCGUCCAAUUUUAAUCUAGUAUUUCGAAACACAAGAACAACAUACUUCAUAUGUUUUAAAAUUAAUUAAUCUGCGAUAGGAACUUCAAGUCUAGUCUAGAGAAAACAAAAAAAAAAUUAAAGCUACAUCAGUUUAAUCUGAGAUAUUAAAAGAUUGCUCAAUUUUUAAUUAUGAAAGAGUAAAAUUAGCCAUAAAUUAGUAUGGGAAAUGCUUAAAAGAUUCUUGAACAUAUCAAAGUUUCCUUUUGCUAAUAACUCACUCAACUGCCUACCCGCUUAUUCGAAUUUAGACUCGAUAACUCUAUGAACAACGUUUUUCAAGCAAUAGCUAACUUUGCAAAAGUAUCCAAAAUUAAUCAUUUUUAAAUCAGAUCGAAGCCAUCUGAAGCUUCUUUAAAACAUUAACGACCACUCUAUACAUCACAUGCCAAUUACUCAAAAGUAUAGAGAAUGUUUAUUAUUUGAAGGAUUUUAUUGCGUUUUAUGCUUACGGUGGUUGGUUUUGGAUCAUUUUAUAGGAUUUUAAACCUUUAGAAUUUUACAUAAUAAAGACUAAAAUCUGAUGUCGUGCGAAUCUCACCAAAAAUAAGAUUGGAUUCAGAUCAGUUCUUCUCAAACUUUGAACCAUAAUUAUUUUUAGAAAUGAAAAACUAAAGGAAACAAAUCACUCGAAAAAGUCGUUUCUUUUGAGAAAUGAGCCCACUUUCCAGAAUUUAGAGCAGUGUUGCUCAAUAGUUGUAUUCAGCGAGGAGCGAAAAACGGACGAUUUACUUCUUUGUGGUUUAAAAAAUUAGAGAAAUACUGAUUUGGAAUUUGCUUCAAAGAGACAGAUUUGAGAGAAACUGAUCAAAAUCCAGAUAAACUGCAAGAUUAAUGCAAAGAAAGUCUGCGACUGACUUUAAAUAAAUAAAUGCCGAUUUUUGCUAAUUAUUUCGAUCAACUUAGUGAUUUGAUCGUCUCAUUUUGAAUAAGCAUAAGCUUGGAAUUUAAUCAGAAAGUAAGAAUAGUAAUCGAUUCAUUUAGAGGCCUUGCUUUCCAAAAAAAAUUCUAAUUAAAUUUAUCACAUGUGAAUUAAAUUAAAAUUAAAAAACGAUUUAAGAAACUUAGAGGAAGUAAAUUGUAGAAAUUCCACUCAAAUUUACAUUAAAUUUGCACCUAAGAUC
Molecule: messenger RNA, 2682 nt
Organism: Chironomus riparius
Lineage: Eukaryota; Metazoa; Arthropoda; Insecta; Diptera; Chironomidae
Source: the annotation of a GenBank genome assembly